Messenger RNA from Monomorium pharaonis (pharaoh ant), 2360 nucleotides. RefSeq lists its product as uncharacterized. Lineage: Eukaryota; Metazoa; Arthropoda; Insecta; Hymenoptera; Formicidae. The record is from RefSeq and is a predicted model, not a curated record. The transcript has 9 exons. Bases 168 to 1433 code for a protein of 421 amino acids.
CUGACUACCUGCUAGCAACAAUCCCUAGUCCAAUGAAUCCAAUCUACUCUGUUAUGUAGUAGAUUUCAGUAUAUACAUACGUUUGUUUGAUACAUGUACAUAAAAGAUACAAGAAAAGAGUAUUUGCAGUUGAAAAUUCUUGCCAAUAUCACACAUUGUGUAUCAAAAUGAACUUCCCAUAUGUGGUUGUACAAUUUCUGAGAGAAGGAACAUUCUCCGAAAUUCCGACUUCAUGGCUUACAAAAGAUUUUACUCAAUGUAGGUGGCCAACAACUAAGAAUGUUACCUUUUUUAUUAAAAACAACAGGUCACCAGAGACUGAUUGGUCACUUCUUAAUGUCAAAGUAGAAUGUCACUGUGAGACCUUAGAAAAAGCACAGAAAAUAGCAGAAGAUGCUAAUUACGCAAUUUCUCAUGACGAAACUAGAAAACGAAAAAGAAUCAUAUAUAUAAAAAAAUUCGACGAUAUGUAUGAUACUCGCAAUGAUAGUGAGGAUGACGAUGACGAUUUACUUCCGCAAUAUAAGACUCCACAGAAACAAUUAAAAAUAUACAAAAGUCAGGAUUCAUCUGAAAAAACAUCUUUGUGUGACAAACAAUUUUUACUCAAAAAGCAAUCCUAUGAAAAAGUCUCACACAUUGCUGCCAAAGAAAAUUCCUCUAUACCAAAUAAUUUAUUACGUGAUAAAUCACCAACACAAAUAAUUAAUUCACUACAAACCAAUAAGCUUAAUAAUUCUAAUGAAUUAUUGGAACUUCUACCUACACAAAUUAAUAGACAAAAUCUUGAUUUUAUUUCCACUACUACUCCAUUGUCUAUGGCUGGCGACAUUGGAAAGCUAAUUCCAAUUUGUAUUCAAACUUUAAAUUAUGUAAAAAGCAUUGAUCAAAAAUUGAAAGUUUUAGAAGAAAGUAUUAUUGAUAUAAAAGAGCCUAUGAAUGUAUUCGAUGACAUACUUCCGAUCAAUUCCAUAGAGAAUCUUCAAAAAUUUGAAGAAAAGUUAGAAAAUGCUAAAACAAGAAUGCAUUGGGUGCAAUUUAUUAAAAAAAUCGGAGGAAAGAACAGCAAAAAUUUGAUACAUCGGUGUAUGAGCCGUUUAUUUACAAAUGAAUUCGGCAAAGCCUGUUCUUGGCGUGGACGUAGGAAUAAUUAUCGUAUAUGCGAUUUGAAAUGCAUCUGUAUCCUAAAAAGUGUGUUAAGAGCCAAGGGUGUCGAGGAAAGUGAAUUUGAAAAUAUAGCAAGUGAAUGGUUGCGCUUUAGUAAAAUGCGAAAUGAUCGGGAAAUUAAAAAGGUAUUGCCUGGUGAUAAUGUACACGAACAGAUGGAUUCUUCAUUACAUGAGUCGGAACCCCAAUUUUUAUACGCAGAAGUAUUUUGUAAGGAUGAAGAGACUGAUGACACUUGUAUAGAUCAAGAAUUAACGCAGAAAUGAAUCCAGUAAACAUAAAAUCAUUAUUAAUAUGCUUAGAAAUUUAUAUAAAAUAACAUUCCAAAUGUUAUUUUAAUUGUUAUUAAUGUUUCUUACAAGGAAAUUAAUUUUGUCAUAAAAUUCUUUUUUUUUACAUUUUAUGGAAUCAAUAAUUUGACGACAAUAUUAUAUUCCAUAAUAUUAUCUCCGUUACAUCCUAGAUAUAAGAAUGUAAGUGAUAAUUGUAAGAAAAAAUAUAUAGUCCAGAAUAGCAUUCAGAAAUUUAAAUAUAAAUAAGAACAUUUAUAACAUUAUUAACUCUCAAUCUCUCAAUAUUUGAAGAUAUUAGGCAUUUUAUAUUAAUAGCCAAAUAAUCAUCAGAGUUAGAAAAUUAUAUUAUGUUAGUGUUAUUUGGUCUUGCAAUAUUUGCCUGGUUGUCGUAUGCGUAUCCCUGCGUGAUUUUGCGUUGCGAGGAUGAUAUAAAACAUUUGCUACGUACUUUUAUUAAAGCUUUUCACCAGUAAAUAUUUUUCUAAAUUUUUAAUUAACUAUAUCAUCGGUUAUUUUGUGCCAUAAAAAUUAUUUGUGAAAUGUAUUCUGUUUAUAUCUCUAUAUAGAAAUUAUAUAUUAAAUUCCAAAAGACUUCUAUGCAUUUUUUUCACAUCUUUGUAACUCUAAAAAUUUACGUAAAUUCUAAAAUUUAUUUUGUGUGUGUGAAACUUUGAAAUUAUUUGCAAGAAAUAUAUUUAGUUUAUUUUUUUGUAUAUUAAUAUUAUAAAUUUUCUAAAAAACAUUUUGAUAAAAAAAAAAUAGAUGUUUGUUGAUAUAAUAUUAAUAGUUAUUUUAUCGAUAGAAUGGACACCGAGUAUAUGAAUAUAGGAUGUAAAAGUGGCAGCUCUUACUAUUGUAAAAGGACAACUUUUAAGUAAAAUAUUUUUUUUACUUUUAAAA